Sebastes umbrosus (honeycomb rockfish) is the source of this 4310-nucleotide messenger RNA. RefSeq names its product zinc finger protein 710b (gene znf710b). The transcript has 5 exons. Gene Ontology annotation, molecular function: DNA-binding transcription factor activity; RNA polymerase II cis-regulatory region sequence-specific DNA binding. NCBI's taxonomy places the organism in Eukaryota, Metazoa, Chordata, Actinopteri, Perciformes, Sebastidae. Gene Ontology annotation, biological process: regulation of transcription by RNA polymerase II. The coding region runs from base 713 to 2788 and encodes 691 amino acids. The record is from RefSeq and is a predicted model, not a curated record.
AUUCCUCCUGUGACCAGCACAGAAACAUGUAUGCAGCUAUGGCGGUUUAAAUAGCCCGUUGCGUUUUUAAAAACGGCUGUUUUUUUCAAACCGCUGUUUUUUUUAAAAACGCUAUACUGGUGAAACACAAACGGUCGAUGUAGGUCAACAACUAACAGUCAAAAUGUCGUCUUUUCUUUUUUUACUUCCACAUUCUCUCAUUGCCACAAACAGAUGGCGUCGAGAGAGAGAGGAGGAGAGGAGGAGGGGGAUGGAGAGAAUGGGGGAAAGAAAGAGACGCAUAAAGGAGAAGGGGCUACAACACACUAGCCCGGGUCUGCCCAUCACUGAGCUAUACAGUAGAGUGUAUAUACAUACAGCAGCUUCUGGGAGGACGAGAUGUCUUCAGUAGGCCUGUCUUCAACAAAGUUUUUUGCUGUUAAGUUGACGGGGCCUUUUCUUUUUAAAGAUACAGCGCGAGUUUUGGUUUAUUUUUUAACCGGUGGAAGAUGCACUGCAGCAGAUAACCUGUAGCCCCUGUAGAGGAGAGACAGACAGGCAGGCAGGCCACCACCACCAGUUGUCUGAGUCCUCACCGGGCUGUCAGAGAUCACUGAUAGGACCACAGGUAUCCUCCACUGCUCUAAUGAGGGCACUGCAUCUGCUGUCAAAGGAUGGGAUGUGAAGUACUGAGGAGGCGAGCCGGCGCCUGGGUAGAUGUGAGCCCAAGGUAAUGGCCAGGCUGGUGGACAUAGGCACACAGACAGAUCCAGUAGUCGUGCUGUCCCUGGCCCAGGCUGCCGUGCUAGGUCUCAUCUCCCAGAAUGAAGUGUUUGGCGCUACCAUUGCACCCAACGGCUUCUACACCGGCGAACCCAAAGAGUCCCCUGCGCCGCCAGUAGAGGGAGUCGACUACGAGUACGCAGACCAGCUUAUCGGAGCCAACGGAGAUUACCUAGGAGAAAACUUGGGAGAAGACGGACAGAUGCAACCCAGCUGCAGUCAGAGGAGGUGGCAGCAGGGGCCCCCUCAACACCCGGACACGAAGAUGGUUGGCCCCGAUCGUCACAGCCUCCAAGGCGGUGACGUGUCCUCAUCCCACGUGAAAGGGGAAGUGGUGAACUCUGGGAUGUCCUCCUGUGUCCACAUGCUUAACAAUUUGGCUCCCAGAGGUGGUUUAGUCCAAGUGGAUCCGGCCGCCCUCAGAGCCGCCAACAAGAGCUGUACAGAGUGUGAGCGGGAAGCCACCAACGUGCCGCAAGCCAACACACACGUUCACCCUCCUCCCCCCCAGGUGGGCCACAGAGGAGGGGAGCAGAGCCACAGAGGACUGCAGGGCCAGCGCCCCAUGGGUGGCCACGGUCGAGGUGGCAGAGAGGACGAAGACGAGGUCGAACACCAGGGGAACAACAUGAUGAAGCCCACACAGCAGGAAGAAGCCAUCAGCAGCUACUUCCAGACCAGUGAGGUGGGCAGCUAUGAUUCGGCGGAGAUGAGCAUGGCGAGCGAGUACGAAGACAGCAGCCAGAACAUGAUGUGGACAGAUGGGAAUGCAGGAGCGCAGCAUCAGCAGCCCCCGCACCCCCAGCCUCCUCGCCGGCACGGCGGCCGCAGAGUGGACCGGCUAGAUAUCAACAUCCAGAUCGAUGAAUCGUACUGUGUCGAUGUGGGAGACGGUCUGAAACGCUGGAAAUGCCGCAUGUGUGACAAAUCGUACACCUCCAAGUACAACCUGGUCACGCACAUCCUGGGCCACAAUGGCAUCAAACCGCACGCAUGUCCACAUUGCGGGAAACUCUUCAAGCAGCCCAGUCACCUUCAGACCCACCUGCUGACCCACCAAGGCACGCGGCCCCACAAGUGCACCGUCUGCAAGAAGGGCUUCACCCAGACGAGCCACCUGAAGCGUCACAUGCUCCAACACACCGACGUCAAGCCCUACAGCUGCCGCUUCUGCCGCCGCGGUUUCGCGUACCCCAGCGAGCUGCGAGCCCACGAGGUGAAGCACGAGCGCGGACGCUGCCACGUCUGCUCGCAGUGCGGCAUGGAGUUCCCCACCUACGCGCACCUCAAACGCCACCAGACCAGCCACCAGGGCCCCCACACCUUCCAGUGCACCGAGUGCAACAAGUCGUUCGCCUACCGUAGCCAGCUGCAGAACCACCUCCUGAAGCACCAGAGCCCGAGGCCUUACACCUGCUCCCAGUGCGGCCUGGAAUUUGUGCAGCUCCACCACCUACGUCAGCACUCGCUCACUCAUAAGGGGAUGAAGGGCCACAAGUGUGACGUGUGUUCCCGGGAGUUCACCCUGUCUGCCAACCUGAAGAGGCACAUGCUCAUCCACAACAGCGUCAGACCCUUCCAGUGUCACGUCUGCUUCAAGAGCUUCAUCCAGAAACAGACCCUCAAGACCCACAUGAUCGUCCACCUGCCUGUGAAGCCAUUCAAGUGCAAGGUAUGUGGCAAGUCUUUCAACAGAAUGUACAACCUGCUGGGCCACAUGCAUCUCCAUGCUGGCAGUAAGCCCUUCAAGUGUCCUUACUGCACCAGCAAGUUCAACCUGAAGGGAAACCUCAGCAGGCACAUGAAGGUCAAACACGGAAUGGAUGUUUCACCUGAAGGACAAGAAGUUCUCCCAGAAAUGGAUAGCCAGGGCGAGUAUGAAGGACAGAACUUCAGCUUUACAUCACAAGACAAUAUGGACAAUGGUGGCUCCCAGAACCUCACUAAACUCACCACAGCAAACAUGGACGACAUGGAGGAGUAUUACAAUUUUGGGAAGGAUACGAGCAGCUACACCACACCUUGAGUGGUGGUGAUGAACCGGAGAACAUGUUUUGGUUUUUUUUUUGGAGACAGAAGGAAAUUACAGAAUUGUUGUCAAGGAUUUGGGAGACACUAGGGGACGGGGUUUUCUUUUAGUUUUGGCCUCCUUCCAGAAGAGCCAGAACUGCCGGCCUCUGAUGGGAGGCCAAUGAAGGAGACGCACUUCAAAGGAGACGUUUCAGCUCUGAGACACUGAAACUGUUGACGCCGGUCUGGAGCUCCUUUUUUGGGAUUACUAGGCUUACAAAGACUCUCACUGGCGGACAGUCAAAUCUGUAUGUUGUGUGUAUGUAUCAGUUAUUUGGAGAAAAAAACAACAAAAGACAAGAAAAAAAGUUGCAGAGCCAUCAGAUACAUUUGAUGUGAUAGAAAUCUGUUUACCAUUUUGCCAUUUUUGUCAUUCACAACCAAUGUAUGCCCUUAUAUUUUUGACUGAAAGUGCCAGCUAGAAACAUUUGCAACUAAGCUUCCACCAUGUCAGCUAUUUACUCACUGUAUAUCGAACUUUUGAUACAUAGUCACACGACAUAUUCAUAGGUUUGAAUGCUCUUAUAAACAGUUCCUAAUUGUAGUUACCCAUCCCUGCCCAGUUUAAACAGGCCGCUCUUUCAAUGCCUGUGUGCAUUUUUCCACAGGACAUCGUUUUUUCUUGUCGGGGCACUUACUACCAAAGUUGCUACUGUCCCAUGUCGCCUGAUACCAGAAAAUGUUGCCGACAUGUAAAGCCCCGCCACUGUACAAAUGAUUCUGCAACAUGCAGUGUGUUUACCCGCCGUUUUUGUCUCACAUGGUUUAGCUUUACAUCAAUAAUCUAUCCUGUGUAGUGAAUAUACCGCUCAAAGUUUUUGAAUUACUGAGCGAACAAUACGAAGCACUUUUUCAGUGAGACCAGUCAUUUUUCUGUGAAGGCCGUCUUCAGUAAGAGUGAACUCGUUUGCCUCGAGGAGAAAAACUGGGGGAAAUAAGAUGGUAGAAUCUUCCAAACCCCCGUAACGGCAAUAUUAUUAAACACAGAUAUGCUUUCUCAGUAGGUUUUUUUUGUAAACUGCAGUUUCCUUAAUAUGGAUAUUUCACAGUUGUCAGUUUAAAUGCAAGUUGAAGAAUGAGCAGUUUGUUUGGAGAAUCAGCAGUUCGGGUUUUUUGUUGUUUGUAGUUUCAGCACUCCUAAAUCCAGGGCUGCUUUCACUUCACUUUCAAUUAAUUCAGAAAUAUAUUUCCCCACUCAAUGGGGAAACAAAAAAAUCCAAUCUGUCAAAUCAAAGAAAGAAGAAGAAGGUUACAUUUUGUAUGAUUGAAUUGAAAGUGGACUGACACUAGUCCUGUUAUUCAUAAUUCUGUUUUGGGGAAGACAGUCAGCUCCCCCUGUCCUGCCAUGCAGGUCAGCCUUGAUAUGCACACUAAACCAGAGGAACGGUCUACUCUUUUCUCUUUGAGAUGAGGAAUAUCAAACUGAGACCUCAUGGAAAUUGACCAUGAAUUAUUUAAUAAAGGUUCUCUAGUUUAAA